CAUGUUAACGCAGUUUAUCAUGGUGUAGUUGCGGUGGCUUGAUUAGUGUAGUCAACGUUUAUAGUUUACUUUCUAAAAACGUUGGGUGUAGUUAACAGAAAAGGGUCGAGCGACUGCAAAACUAGGCAAACGUGCAUUGUUUAUUCGACGGGAAGUGCGUGGCUUUGAACAGAUGGAAAAUAUGAGCCCAAAUCAAGUGGCAUGUCCGCGUUACAUUUGUGAAACGUGCGGCAAGGCGUUCAUAAAAAGGUGCAGCCUGGCGCAUCACAACAGUGAAGUUCAUUCUAUACCGAUGCCUUGGGGUAGCUUCAAAUGCGACCAGUGUCAUAAUGUCAGAUAUAAUCAACGUGAACAGCUCCUCAAACACCUCAUCCAGAUGCACAGAUUUGAGUACAAGUACGAACAGCGACGGUUUCGCUCCUUGCAGGAUUUCUUCCACUGGAAGCAGAAUGAAGAGAGCAGGGAGAAAGUGUGCUUUAUUGCAAGUUCUAGUGGGAAAACACUGUACGGUGGUCGCAUCAAACGGUGGUAUGUGUGCCAUCGGUCUGGCAAUUACAUUCCAAAAGGCAAAGGCCGGAGGCGGCUGAAGUCUCAAGGUAGCUGCAAAAUUAACGCGCAUUGCAUGGCAACGAUGACAACCAUUCAGGACACCCAAACUGGCGUUGUCUCGCUUGUCUACCAGAAGCAUCAUUACGGGCAUGACAUAGACCUAGGCCACUUGCGAUUAAACAAAGAGGAGAAGCAAGUCAUUGCGCAGCAACUUGCUCAAGGCCUACCUGUUGACACUGUGCUCAAAAAUGUAAAGAAAUCUCUUGGGAGGGAGCUCCAGAAGAUACACCUGAUCAGCCGGAAGGACCUCAACAAUAUUGCCAGGCGUUACCUUGGAACGACAUUGACGCGGCUUCAGAAGGAGGGACCAAUUACACCAUACGUAAAAGAUGUGAAGCUGGAACUGCCAUCAGAAUCAUCCAAUAGUUGUUCAUAUGAUGUGGACCAAGACAUAGACGAGUCCGCCAACCACGCUUCUGCAGGAAAUAGAAAUGCUAUUGUUGACCUUCCCACUGUUGUAUUCCAGAGCGACAGCCAGCUUCCACUGGCACCUCUUGUCAUCGGCCAGCAGAGCAGUGCACCGUUGGUCUUCACGUCCCUGGUUUCCGCUGCUCAGAAUGGGAACGUCUUCAUUUUGAGCAAUCCUGGAACCACUGUGCAAAGCAGAAAAAACUUGAUAUUACCUUCUGUUAGAGGCAGUGAAGCAAGAGGAAGCAGUACUCAACAGAGCCUAUUGAAGUGCAAUACCACCAAUGACUUCGAAUCAGUGAGGAGGCUUUGCUCCAUUAGUGACUCUACCAAUCAUAACCGUUCAGAACGAGUGAGCCAGGCAAAGAAGAGUGUCUUGGAAGCAGUCCAUGAGCUGCAUGCGAAGAUCAACAAAUAUUCUGGGAGUGAUGACAAGUUAAAUCAUCUGGAAACGGAGAUCCGAGGCCUCACUCAUUUCCUUGACUUUGGCAUGGUUAGUAGGGAGCCUGUGGACUGUGGUGCAAUGGAAGAAGUUAGUUUCGAUAGUGACGGUGAGGAGCCCCGACACCAGGAUUCAUCGGAGGGACAACGUGCAGUUGUCACAGAGAAGAAAAGCAAGAUUCAUAGGCAGGACCAUGUGUACUCAAAGCAGAGUGAAUGAGUGGAGUGUGUUAAUGUGUGCAUAUGCCUUCACCCGGUGUUGCCUUGGAGGAGUUGUUGAUGUCGAGUCAAGAGAUACUUCAUGAAUAUGUAUAUCCUGUCUCAAGGAUGAACAUGCAGGGCAUGUGGAAGCCGAGUUAUCUCUAAGCUGUACAGUAGCGUUGCUAGUGCAAUAUCUUUGCUACCAUGUUCUUGAGAGUAGUAAGUAUUGCCCGUCACGCCACCAACUUUGCAGAGUCACAGAGGUGCACGAUAACUUGGAUAGAUUUCAGCUCUGGUCAUGUGUGCAGCGUCUUGCACACGUUUAACGAAGUAUGUCCUAUGUUUCAAGUUGGAGUAGUUCUAGCUCGUACAUUCAACCGUUUGAUCAAAGUGGUAUACAAUGUAUAUGUUGAGUUGCAGUGUGUCACUAGCUUCUGAACUAUUAAGUUGCUAGGAAUGCAACAUAUCACUGCGAGUUCCCUUGUUUUUUUUGUUUUUUUUACCUCCUUCAUUUAUACCACAUUUUUUUUCCUUAGGCUGUAAAAUAUACAGUUUCUUCUCGAAA
Dermacentor silvarum is the source of this 2224-nucleotide messenger RNA. RefSeq lists its product as uncharacterized. The coding region runs from base 173 to 1678 and encodes 501 amino acids. NCBI's taxonomy places the organism in Eukaryota, Metazoa, Arthropoda, Arachnida, Ixodida, Ixodidae. The record is from RefSeq and is a predicted model, not a curated record. The transcript has 2 exons.